CAGGCAAGCGCCGCUCCUGCCCCGGACCGCCUCGCCUCGCCAUGGCCGAGUGGGCGCCCGCCCAGGCUCAGGAACGGGACGCUGAAUCACGGGAACUGCCAUCGCUGCAAUCCUCCGUGGUCCUCGAGUGGCCGGCGGGGCAAAUGGCGGAGGGGUCCGUGUGGACUCUGGUGGCCGCCAUCCAAGCCAUGGAAAGCAAGGUGGACUCCCUGGCUGCACGGCUGCUGAGCCUGGAGGGAAGGACAGGGACAGCCGAGAAGAAAGUCUUUGAAUGCGAGAAAACGGAGCUGGAGUUCGGGAACCAGCUAGAGAGCAAAUGGACCGUCCUGGGGACCCUGAUCCAAGAAUACGGGCUGCUGCAGAGGAGGAUGGAGAACAUGGAGAACCUGCUGAAGAACCGGAAUUUCUGGAUCCUGCGAUUCCCCGCUGGUGUCAACGGAGAGGCCCCAAAGGUGCCGGCCACCUUUGACGACAGCGCCGCCUUCUCCCAGGAGGAGUGGGAGAAGCUGGAGGACUGGCAGAAGGAGCUGUACAAGAACGUAAUGAAGGGGAACUACGAGUACUUGAUCUCUCUCGACUACGCCAUUUCCAAGCCAGAUAUUCUCUCCCGGAUUGAACAAGGGGAGGAUCCGGGCAUCCAUGACGGACACGACACCGACGCAAGGGAGCGUCCUGGGGAUCCCGGCAUGGGCGCUGCUGCUUCCGCCUUUGAAACGGCCUCGCAGAUCAAGCAAGAGCAGGACGCCUUGGCUGAGGAGGAAGAGGAGGAGGAGGAGGGGGAAGACGAGGGCCAAAGGGACCCCGGCGGAAAAACAGGCCCAGUUGACAGCUGGCUGCUGAACCCCAAAGAGAGAGGUUCUGGAGAGCCGGAACCCCACUGGACUUUGGCGGCGAGGUCCGGAGAGAACUUUUACUCAGAGGUGAAGGGCCCAGGUCCGCCUUCAGGGUUCCCGGAGCCGCUCACCCCCGUGAUGCAGGAGAGAGACGGCAGAGCGGGGCCCCAUCCUCCCCAGUGGGUCUCCCCGGAGCAGCCGUACCUCUGCCCCGACUGCGGCCUCCGCUUUGGCCGAAAGGAGCAUUUGGCCCAGCACCGGCGCACCCACGCGGCCGGCCGGCCCUACACCUGCCAGGAGUGCGGCAAGGCCUUCGUCCACCAGUCGACGCUGACCACGCACUGCCGCACACACACGGGGGAGAAGCCCCACGCUUGUGCCACCUGCCUCAAGCGCUUCAGCCGCCUCUCCACCCUGCUGGAGCACCAGCGGACCCACACGGGGGAGAAGCCCUACCAGUGCGCCCAGUGCGAGAAGCGCUUCAGCCGCCUCUCCACCCUGGUGGAGCACCGGCGGACCCACACGGGGGAGAAGCCCUACGCCUGUGCCCAGUGCCGCAAGAGCUUCACCCGCCUGGCCAACCUGACGGUGCACCAGAACACGCACGCCGGCGAGCGGGCCUACUGCUGCACCCGCUGCGGCCAGAGCUUCCCCCAGAAGGCCGGCUUCCUCGACCACCUGCGGGGCCACGCGCGGGAGCGCCUCUACCAGUGCGAGGACUGCCCCAAGAGCUUCGUCUGCCGCUCCUGGCUGCUCCGGCACCAGAUGACCCACUCGGGCGAGCGCCCCCAGGGCUUUGCCCGGAAGGAGCCCCUCCUGCGGCACCAGGGCGGCAGCCACGCCCCCGGGGAGCGCCCCUUCCCCUGCCUGGCCUGUGGCAAGGGCUUCCGCUGCCAGCAGAGCCUCCGGCUGCACCAGGGGAGCCACGCCGCCGGGGCCGACCCGCCGGGGCCCCCCGCCGACAGCCAGCUUCCGUGGGUGAAAAUAGAGAGCGUGGGAUGA
Molecule: messenger RNA, 1835 nt
Organism: Elgaria multicarinata webbii
Lineage: Eukaryota; Metazoa; Chordata; Lepidosauria; Squamata; Anguidae
Product: zinc finger protein 398-like
Exons: 6
Coding region: 42-1835 (597 amino acids)
Biological process (GO): regulation of DNA-templated transcription
Source: RefSeq, a predicted model, not a curated record